This is a messenger RNA of Rhagoletis pomonella (apple maggot), 3129 nucleotides long. RefSeq names its product probable 2-oxoglutarate dehydrogenase E1 component DHKTD1 homolog, mitochondrial. NCBI's taxonomy places the organism in Eukaryota, Metazoa, Arthropoda, Insecta, Diptera, Tephritidae. The record is from RefSeq and is a predicted model, not a curated record. The transcript is spliced from 13 exons. Bases 136 to 2937 code for a protein of 933 amino acids. Gene Ontology annotation, molecular function: thiamine pyrophosphate binding; oxoglutarate dehydrogenase (succinyl-transferring) activity. Gene Ontology annotation, biological process: tricarboxylic acid cycle.
GCUUCAUAUCAGUAUUCCAUCAACCGAUCUGGUGAACGUUUAUAAACUAUGUGAAUAAGAUUCGUGAACUUAGCUUUACAACAAAAAAAAAUAAAAUAGUUAAAAACAAUUUUGGUAUAAGUAAAUUAAGUGAAAAUGUUGCGUCAAAUAACUGCCACGCGUUAUCCACAAUUGUCGUUCGUUCAACAAGUACUGCAAAGGCGAAGCUAUCAAAGCAAAAAAGGUGUCUAUGGCUACCGGCCGUUGCCCAAACGCGUCUAUCGAGUUUCCGAUGAAGUUCUACAAUCGAGAAAUGCUCAAGGCAAUGUUUAUCGCUGGGUGGAGGCCUAUCGCAAGCAUGGACACAAAUUGGCAUCCGUCAAUCCUAUUAGCAUUAGAGACCAGCAAAGCAGCACAAUCGAUGAGUUGAAUCCACAAUUUUAUGGGCUUGCGCCAGAGCAGACUGUGCAACCGCAAGGUUUAAUAAGUGGGCCACAGCUGACCGUGGGUGGCGCAAAAACAGUGGCAAGAUUAGCACAAUUGCUGGAAGAAAUUUACUGUGGUGACACAAUUAGCGCGGAAUUUCACUACAUAGAGAGCCUCGAGGAGCGCGAAUGGCUUGCGCAUCAUUUUGAACGACUCGUUGCUGGCCAUCAGCAACAGGAUGCAGAAUUUACAAUUAGCAACGAUGCCCGGCGUCAGAUAGCCGAAUUGCUAAUCAAGUCACAGACGUGGGAUAAUUUUAUGGCGAUAAGAUUCGCGAGCGUUAAACGUUAUGGUGGCGAGGGUGCUGAAAGCCUUUUGGCCUUCUAUUGGCAACUUUUACGCAGCGCCGUGCAAGUUGACAUUAGCGAUUUGGUAGUGGCCAUGCCACAUCGCGGACGCCUGCCACUCCAAACAGUUAUGCUUAAUAUGCGUCCCGCAAAAAUUUUCCACAAACUUAGCGGCGAAUCGGAGUUCCCAGACGAUGCACAAGCGAUGUCCGACACUUUAAGUCAUUUCCAUUCAUCCGAGGACUUGGAGGUGGAGGGCAAAAAGAUACACAUAAGUUUAUUGAGAAAUCCAUCGCAUUUGGAGGCCGUUAAUCCCGUCUCAAUGGGUAAAACUCGCUCAAAACAACAAACACUUCGUGAUGGCGCCUUUAGUGCUGACCCAAUAACGCCAUUUGGUACAACAGUCUUGAAUGUAAUUAUUCACGGCGACGCUGCAUUCGCCGGCCAAGGUGUGAAUCAGGAAUGUCUUAACAUGGCAUAUGUGCCACACUUUGAAGUUGGUGGCAGCGUACAUUUGAUUGUGAAUAAUCAGGUUGGCUUCACGACACCCGGAGAACGCGGUCGUUCUACAGAUUACGCAACUGAUCUGGCCAAGACUAUACAGGCACCCGUUUUUCACGUAAAUGGAGAUAAUCCAGAAAUGGUGACCUUAAUAACUCAUUUGGCAAUGCAAUACCAACGCGAAUUUCGAAAAGAUGUCUUCAUUGAUAUGAAUUGUUUCCGUCGUUGGGGGCAUAACGAAAUGGAUGAUCCAACCUUUACGAAUCCCAGUGUGUACCAGAUCAUACACAAUCGCAAAACUGUGCCGGAUUUGUAUGUGGAAAAGUUGAUACAAUUAAGUGUACUUUCUAAUGAAGAAGCUAAAGCAAUGCGUCAAUCUUAUUGGGAUUACUUAGAUUCGGAGUUGUCGCAGGCAAAGAGUUAUAGACCAGAAGCAAACUAUUUCAAAAAACAGUGGACGGGUUUGACAAGUGCAACAGAAACAAUCACCGUCUGGGAUACCGGACUUGAUUACCAAUUACUUAAUUACAUCGGACAUCAGAGCGUUUAUCAUCCGCCAGAUUUCAACGUACAUCCACAUCUUUUGAAGACGCAUAUUGAGGGACGUCGAAAAAAGCUUGAUAACGGCGAAAAAAUUGAUUGGUCCACUGCGGAGGCAUUGGCCAUCGGCAGUCUAAUGUAUCAGGGUCACCACAUACGAAUAAGUGGUGAGGAUGUGGGGCGUGGUACGUUCUCUCAUCGUCAUAUAAUGUUGGUCGAUCAGAAGACUAACGAAAUGUACAUACCACUUAAUAGUAUGAAAGGCGGACACGGCGGCAAGCUCGAAAUCGCGCAUAGCAUACUGUCCGAAGAAGCAGUACUGGGAUACGAGUAUGGCAUGGCCAUAGACGAUCCUCAAAAGCUGAUCAUUUGGGAAGCACAAUUUGGUGACUUUGCAAAUGGUGCACAAAUCAUGAUCGAUAAUUUUAUUAUAACUGGUGAAACCAAGUGGAUGGACUCAAAUGGUUUGGUGAUAUUGCUACCGCAUGGCUAUGAUGGUGCCGCAUCCGAGCACAGUUCCUGCCGCAUUGAACGAUUUCUACAGCUCUGUGAUUCCAAAGAAACCACACCCGAUGGAGACAAUGUGAAUGUGAAUAUUGUUAAUCCCACUACAUCGGCGCAAUACUUUCAUUUGCUACGUCGCCAGUUGUUGCGUAAUUUCCGCAAACCACUCAUUGUGGUUGCACCGAAAAUAAUGCUGCGUCACCCGGCUGCCACGUCCACGCAUGUCGACUUCCAGUCAGGCACACAUUUCCGCAAUGUGCUAGGUGAUGUUACCGUUAAUGCUGACCAAGUACGUAAAGUCAUCCUUUGCUCGGGCAAGCACUUCUUUGUAUUGGAUGAGGCGCGCAGAACCAAAGGCAUCAACGAUAUCGCCCUGAUACGACUUGAGUCAUUGUGUCCAUUUCCAGCCUACGAAUUACAAGAAGAGUUAGCCAAGUACAAACAGGCGAAGAGCUUUGUGUGGAGUCAGGAGGAGCAUCGCAAUAUGGGCGCUUGGAAUUUUGUACGACCACGCUUUGAAUGCUUAAUUGGCAAGCAGCUUAAUUAUGUUGGCCGUUCUGAAGCAGCCACCACGGCCACCGGCAUUGGCAAAGUGCACAAACGUGAGGCGGACGAGAUAGUGGCUAAUUCUCUUAACUAAGAGAGAUGAGUAAUGUGUAGGGCCAAAUUGAAUUUUUUGUUUUUUUGUACAUUGAGUUUGCAUUUAAAAUAUGUUUUACAUUUUAUAGAUUUUAAUAAAUAUUUUUGAGCGUAUGAUUAAGAACAGUUUUUGGUAUGGUUAAAAUGUAUCUGAUUUACUCUGUCGAUUUUUAUUCUGCUAAGUAAUUUAAAA